Pelodiscus sinensis (Chinese soft-shelled turtle) is the source of this 2430-nucleotide messenger RNA. NCBI's taxonomy places the organism in Eukaryota, Metazoa, Chordata, Testudines, Trionychidae. The record is from RefSeq and is a predicted model, not a curated record.
GAGGGCCAUGCUGCUUGUGCUGGCCUUCGGCCUAGCCGCGGCUGCAGAGAAAUCCACCCUGACCCUUGACCCCCCUUGGAGAACGGUGUUUCGGUGGGAGAGAUUUACUCUGACGUGCAGCAGGCCCUACACUCCUGGGGGAAGCACAUUAUGGCAUCGCAACGGCAAAGCCUGGAGAAGCACACUAAAAAACCGCAUCACGAUUGAAGAGGCUGAGAUGAAUGAUUCGGGUAGCUACAAGUGCCAGGCUCCUGGCUCCCAUCCAAGUGAUCCCAUUGAGCUGACUGUUUCUUAUGACUGGCUGAUUCUCCAGGUCCCUUACUAUGCAGUGUUCGAAGGGGACCCACUGCUCCUGAGGUGCUGUGGAUGGCAGGGAGACACUGUGUCUAAUAUAAGAUUUUACAAAGAUGGAAAAGACAUCAGACUAUACCCUGAGAACUCAGUGCUGACCAUCAAACAAGCAAGGACAAGUGACAGUGGCAAAUAUCACUGCAGCGGACGCAUAAAAAAUACUAUGAACAUUAUGGCUGCAGAGACUUCUCAUGUGGCAUCUAUUUCUGUCCAAGAGUUGUUUUCGUCUCCUGUGCUGAAGAUAACAGGCUCAGGCGACGUCAUAGAAGGAAACCCGGUGACCCUGAGGUGUUUCACACAGCUCAACCCACAGAAAUCAGACAUACAGCUUCUAAGAGUCUUCUACAAAGACAGUAUGGCCCCGAUUGGAACUGGAAUCUCCCCUGACUACCACAUCCCAGUGGCAGGCCUGGAAGACUCAGGGUUUUACCACUGUGAGGUGAAGACGAUGACCUUAAGUGUACAGAAACAGAGUUCCAAGUUAAAGCUUGAUGUUAAACGAAUCCCGGUGUCCGGAGUCUCCCUGGGGGUCCAGCCCCAAGGGGGGCGGGUGACAGAAGGGGAGCAGCUGGUGCUGAGCUGUUCUGUGGAGGUGGGCACAGGGCCAAUCACCUUCUCUUGGCACCAGAAGGGAUCCAGGCAGGCCCUGAGGACAGAGACUCAGCACUCACAGAGGAUGGUCUAUGAAAUCCCUGCAGCCAAUGAGACCGACAUGGGGGAGUACUACUGCAUGGCCUCCAAUGGCAACCCUCCAGUAUCAAGCCCGGGCGUGAAGAUUGUCGUGAUGGUUCCAGUGUCCCCCCCUCUCCUGACCAUUAGCGUGGCCGACGCCUGGGCCACCGUUGGGGACGUGGUGGAGAUCUGGUGCGAGUCGUCCCGCGGCUCCGCCCCCAUCCUCUAUCGGUUUCAUCAUGAGGGGGAUGCUCUGGGGAACCGGACGGUCAGCUCCCGAGGGCCAGGAUCCCUUGCCCUGAAAGUGACGUCUGAGCAGGAUACUGGGACCUACUUCUGCGAGGCUGACAAUGGCAUGGCCCACGGCUCCCAGCGCAGUGCCCCCUUCCGCCUCUCCGUGCUCGUGCCCGUGUCUGGGGCCACCAUCACUGCAGAUCCCACGGGGCUAGAGGUCAUGGCUGGAGAAAGCAUGAAUCUCAGCUGCUCGGUGGAGUCUGGCACCGCCCCCUUGUUCAAGUGGCUCCACAACAGCGAGGACCUGGCUGCAGCCUCGGGGCUCAGCCCACCCACAGCUGUGGGGAACAUGCUGUAUUUCAGAGGGCCCCAGUUCCCAGGUGGCUGUGGCUGUGCCUGUCUCCUUCCUGUGCGUGGGUGUCACUGCGGCUCUGGUAUUCUACUUCAAGUACUGGAAGAAAGCAGAAGGAUGGUUUUCCAGUGCCCAAAGGAGGGACGUGCCGCACGAACCCCCUCCCUCCGGGAGAACCGGCCUCCAUACAGAGGAGCCAUCUUAUGACAAUGUGUAUCCCUUGGCUCAGGAGCAUGAAGGAGACGUGGUCUAUACAUCUGUCGACAUCUGGAAAAGAAAUGGGGGUGAGUGGAACAAAACGGUGUCUUGCCUCAAGAGGCCACGAAGGAUUGAACAGCGAUGGGAGGCAUGAGCCAGCCAGAUACAGCUGGCAUUUUGCUCCCUUGCCCUGCGACUUUCUGGGCCAAGUAACUGGUCCCAGGUGAAAGCCCGUGCCACUGUACAGGAGUAAUUCAUAAAGUGUAAAAAUGGCUGAGAGCUGACAAAUGGACCAGAACAGUCUGUGAGCCCCAAUGAUCUGAACAGGGUGAAAUCAGGGCCGGAUUAAGGGGGGGCGGCUAGCUGGACAGCUGCCCGGGGUGCCAACCUAUGGGGGCACUUGAUGGCAGCUGUAAGCGGGGCCAUGCGCCCGGCUGCAUGGCGCCCCUUAGAGCUGCCAUCAGGUGCCACGUGCCUGGGACUAGGGGCCAUGUGGCACCCCUUAGAGCUGCAAUCAGGUGCCGCGAGCCCGGGACCGGGGCCCGCAUGGCGCCCCUUAGAGCCGCCAUCAGGCACCGCGCGCCCGGGGGCCGCAUGGUGCUCCUUAGAGCUGCAAUCAGGCA